Messenger RNA from Lates calcarifer (barramundi perch), 7453 nucleotides. It is a transcript of the gene plch2a, whose product is annotated as phospholipase C, eta 2a. Lineage: Eukaryota; Metazoa; Chordata; Actinopteri; Centropomidae. The record is from RefSeq and is a predicted model, not a curated record. Gene Ontology annotation, molecular function: calcium ion binding; phosphatidylinositol-4,5-bisphosphate phospholipase C activity. Gene Ontology annotation, biological process: phosphatidylinositol-mediated signaling; lipid metabolic process.
UGUGAAAGCACCCGUUGCCCUUUGUAUUGCCCUUCGUAUUCCAUAUACUUUUUUCUUCUUACUAUUAUUCAAAAACAAAAGAUAACGGCUUCAGAAUCACGAAUGUCAUGCACAACAACAAAUCCUACUACACACACACACACACACACACACAAAGGCAUAUUGUCGGCCACCGGGUCACUUUGACCCAGAGGACAACACAAGGGUUAAGGGCAGAAUCUCCCAUAUACAGUGCAACAAACAGGUUUGUUCUCAUUAGAGCAUUUCAGCACCAUGGCCAGUGCACAUCCACCUGAGGCAAAAGCUCUCACACAGCAAACAUUUCCUUCUGUGAGGGAAUAGCAAUUAAAUGACAAAAUGCUGAGAUCCCAAAAUCCCUCAGGGAGCAUUCCCACUGCUUGUCAACAGUAAUCAGAUUUGAAGGUCACCCGUGUGUCCACUUUAAUAGUCAAGUGCCACAAGUGCCCCUAUCACAAACAACAUGAUGUAUGGAGACAGUUCUCUCAGUAAAAUUAGCCACCUGGGCUUUGGCCUACUUUCUAUUGGCCUACUUAUACCUAAUGGGCAUACACUCUACUUUGUUGUAUGGGGUUAUGAAUUGAUUUAUUGUCUUGAGGUCCAACCUCUGUUCAAAAAAAAAAAAAUCAUAUACUAUCAUGUAAUAGAAACAAAACAAAACCAAAAAAAAAAAAAAAAAAAAAAAAAAAAGGACACAAGGAAGCAUAUACAAUAUAAUUUGUGUACAUUUUCAAGUUGUCAUCCAUCAAGCUGGUGCGGUGUAAUGGAAGAUAAUAGAGAUGGACAUCUAUUGCAUAUAACUUGGACACUUUCCAGUGCCACUUAUUGGACCAUCGUUAUCCAUAAUCAGUUUGAUAUAUACAUUUCAGGAAAGAAUGUUCGAAUGAUCGAAUCGAAUGAUUUAUUGUGUGUAUAGUGAAGUGGUAUCAGGGUUUGAGUGGGGGUUUGGACCUCAUAACCUCAUAUCUAAAAUCUUGACAGUGGACCUGGGACAUCAACCAUAUGACAUCAUAUCCCAUGACUCUUGGCCACAGAUGUGAAGCCAGUGUGUCCAAUCCUUGGAACUGUAGUUCAUGAAUCUACACAAGUCUACAAAACAAUUGGUCUUCUACUUGCUACUACUGUAUUCCCAUUUAUCCGUGAACAUACAACUCCAGCUUUAUUUAUUUAUUUUUUAUCAUAUGAAAACGGGUAACUGCUAGAUUCCCCAUUUUCCAAGUUGUACCCGAAUGCAACACCGGUGUGUGCACGUGCGAGAGCUACCUGAGUAAUGAGAUGUGCCAAAAUGUCUCCAUGUGAUAAUUUCCGGUGUGUCGAUAUUUAUGAAAAAAUGUAAAUCCAGUGUAAUGUUUUUAUUUUUAAUACUUUCAUUAGAGUCAUACGAAGUCGGAAUUCGCCACAGGAGAGGAUUUUCACCCCUUUUUCAGUGUGAUACUAAAGAGUUUCCGUUGUUAUGCCACAGAUCGCGAGUUUCCACGAAUCAGCUCGUCUUCGGUAUCUCAAUGACAAAUCGUCGAAAAUUUACAUUUAUGCCACUUGGUCGAAGGUGCGAAAACGACACAGCAAUCCCAACUUACUGUUUGAGAACUGUGUUUCAAAAUGUUUGCCUGGUCAAAAAUUGGAAAAAGCCAAACCCCGGGGCCACGUGGAGAAAUGUAUGAGCUCCAUGCAGAUGGGAACCCAGAUGGUGAAGCUCCGUGGCGGCUCCAAGGGACUGGUGCGGUUCUUCUAUCUGGACGAGCACAAAUCCUGCAUCCGCUGGAGGCCCUCGCGCAAGAACGAAAAGGCCAAGAUCUCCAUCGACUCCAUUCGGGAGGUGUGUGAGGGUAAGCAGUCGGAAAUCUUCCAGCGCUACGCAGAGGGCAGCUUCGACCCCAACUGCUGCUUCAGCCUGUACUAUGGAGAGCACAUGGAGUCCCUGGACCUGGUGUCCGGCACUGGAGAGGAGGCGCGAACCUGGAUCACAGGCCUCAAAUAUCUGAUGGCAGGCAUCAGUGAUGAGGACAGCCUGGCCAAGAGACAGCGAACCCGCGACCAAUGGCUGAAGCAGACCUUCACUGAAGCUGAUAAGAAUGGCGAUGGCAGCUUAAGCAUCAGCGAGGUCCUACAACUCCUGCACAAACUCAAUGUCAACCUGCCCCGACAGAAGGUCAAACAGAUGUUUAAGGAGGCAGACACAGAUGACAACCAGGGGACGUUGGGCUUUGAGGAAUUCUGCUCCUUCUACAAGAUGAUGUCAACCCGCAGGGAUCUGUACCUCCUCAUGCUCACCUACAGCAACCACAAAGACCACCUCGACACAGAUGACCUGGCCCGCUUCCUGGAGACUGAGCAAAAGAUGACCAAGGUGACCAAGGACCAUUGCCUGGAAAUUAUCAACAAAUUUGAGCCGUGUUCUGAGAACCAGAAAGACGGAGUGUUGGGAAUUGAUGGUUUUACGAAUUACAUGCGCAGCCCAGCAGGGGACAUCUUCAACCCAGAACACUACAGUGUGAACCAGGACAUGAACCAGCCGCUGUGCAACUACUUCAUCGCCUCUUCACACAACACAUACCUGAUGGGUGACCAGCUGAUGUCACAGUCCAGGGUGGACAUGUACGCCUGGGUGCUGCAGGCUGGCUGUCGCUGUGUAGAAGUGGACUGUUGGGACGGCCAAGACGGUGAGCCCAUUGUACACCACGGCUACACUCUCACUUCCAAGAUUCUCUUCAAAGAUGUCAUUGAGACCAUCAACAAGUACGCCUUCGUCAAGAAUGACUACCCAGUCAUCUUGUCCAUAGAAAACCACUGCAGUGUUCCUCAGCAAAAGAAGAUGGCCCAAUACCUGAUUGAGGUCCUGGGGGACAAACUGGACUUGUCUAACAUCAAAGCUGAUGAAUCUGGAUGGCUGCCAUCGCCAGAAACACUGAAGGGCAAGAUCCUCGUCAAGGGGAAGAAACUGCCUCCCAAUAUUGAUGAGAAUGCAGAGGAAGGAGACGUGUCAGACGAGGACAGCGCAGAUGAGAUGGAGGACGACUGCAAGCUGAUGAACGGAGAUACAUCAGCCAACAGAAAGCAAGUGGAGAACAUGGCCAAGAAAAAGCUGGACAACCUGAUGAAAGAGUCUAAGAUUCGAGACAGAGAGGACCCAGACAGCUUCACUAUUGCAGCCCUCCCUCCCUCUGGAAAGCCCACUGACAAAACUGGCUCGAAGGGUAAAAGUGAGGAUGGGACGGACACUGCGGAUGAGUCUAAUCCCAGCAGCAACAAGCGUACAGGCCGCUCCUUCAUGGGGAGCUUCUCUAAACGCAAGAAAAAGACGACAAAGCUGAAGAAGACGUCAAGCUUUGACGACACAGAUACAGAUCAAGAGAGCACGAGUAGUGCCUCCCGUGCCCCAUUGCACCACAGCAAAAAGAAGAAGACCAUGAAGUUAUCAAGAGCUCUGUCUGAUCUGGUCAAAUACACGCGGUCUGUGGGUCUCUAUGAUAUCGAGGCACAAGCCAACUGCAGCUGGCAGGUGUCGUCGCUCAGUGAGACCAAAGCCCACCAGGUGAUGCAGCAAAAAGCUGUGUCCUUUAUCCAGUUCAACCAGCGACAGCUCUCUCGCAUCUACCCUUCCUCUUAUCGCGUGGACUCCUCCAACUUCAACCCCCAGCCCUUCUGGAAUGCCGGCUGUCAGCUUGUUGCACUCAACUACCAGUCAGAGGGCCGGGUCUUGCAGCUCAACAGAGCCAAGUUCUACAGCAAUGGAAACUGUGGCUACAUCCUAAAGCCCACCUGCAUGUGUGAAGGUGCCUUUAAUCCCAACCUGGAGGACCCACUGCCAAGUCAGAUGAAGAAACAGCUGGUGUUGAAGAUCAUCAGUGGGCAACAGCUUCCCAAACCCAAAGACUCAAUGUUAGGGGACAGGGGAGAGAUCAUUGAUCCCUUUGUGGAGGUGGAGAUCAUUGGCCUUCCAGUUGACUGCUGCAAGGAGCAGACCAGAGUGGUGGAUGAUAACGGGUUCAACCCGAUGUGGGAGGAGACUCUGGUGUUUACUGUGCACAUGCCAGAGCUGGCCUUGGUGCGUUUCCUUGUGUGGGACCAUGACCCCAUCGGCCAGGACUUCAUCGGCCAGCGCACCAUUGCCUUCAACAGCAUGAUGCCAGGUUAUCGACACGUGUACUUGGAAGGUAUGGAGGAGGCUUCCAUCUUUGUUCAUGUGGCUGUGAAUGACAUCACUGGUAAGGCCAGAGUAGCCAGCGGCAUAAAAGGGCUGUUUCACAGAAACCCAAAGCAGGCUUCCCUGGACAGCCAUGCUGCUGCACAGCACAGCCGUAAGCACCCAUUUGGUGCCCACCUCCUGCGCCGCACUGCCAGCGCACCCACCAAAGGCCAGCCCAAAAUCAAGAAGGGCUUCCCAGAGAUCACCAUCGACACCAAAGACUACAGCUCAGAGGGUGCUAGUGAGGAACGAGAGUCUGAAGACAGGGACAAGGCCUCUGCUGCCACCUCUCACCAAUCCACACCACCACAACACCACACCGGGGAUCCACCAGCAUCCCAACAAGCCAAGAGGUCCUGGGACCAUCCUGACACCAAUGGGGCUUUUCACCCUGAGGAGGGUAAAGAUUGUUCCACAGUGCACAGACCAUCUCCCCCUCUUUCAUUUCUUGUGCUGAACUCUGGAGACACCAGGAACACGUGUUUCAUCCGUUCUGUCUCCACUCCAGAAGAGAGCCUGUUUUCACAUCACUCUUCAUCCACAUCACUACACUCAGCAUCCACAACAAUAAAUGCAGAUUCCCCAUUGCCCCUUUCAAAUGGGGUGGUGGACAGUCCUAUCAAGAUGAGCGGAGACCCUAAGAAACUUCCUACCUUUUCCAGAACCAUGUCAUUACCUCUUACCAACCCUGAUGAGAAAACAGUCCCAUCACAGUGCAGUCAAGACACCCAGUCCAACAAAAGUGCUCAUUCAUUCAUGGAGAAAACACCAAACCAGAGAGAAAACAAAGAAACUGUGACAGAGAAGAAAAACGAUACAGCAGAGUUAAAGUCUGACCACAAACCAGAGCCUCCUGUUGCAGCCGUAUCCACUGGAACCCCUGCACUUCCUGCAGCUCAGACAGCCCAGGCCAGAAGAGCACUUUUUAGCAAUCUGACAUCACACACACCAGUAAGAAGAACAAAAAGUGAGGGCCAUGUUCGGAUGCCUGUAGCCUCAGCUGGACAGACCCAGUCAGCUGUACCAGAGGUCUGUGUGGAUGCUACCAUAAAUGACCGCCUUUGGAGUAAGCUGGAACCAAGCAGUCACCGAGACAGCAUGUCCUCCUCCUCUAGCAUCUCUUCCAGCGACACCGUCAUUGACCUCUCCCUGCCUAACCUGGCCAGGAAGAGCCUCACCAGCCUGCCCACAUCCAGCAGCACCUGCAGCCCUCCCUGGGUCAACUGUCGUCACUCAGCAUUAGUCUCCUACGAUGCCCUGCGAGUCAGCAAGAGCAAGUCAAACCCCAAUCUUCAGCAAAGUGAGUCCUCAGAGGAUGAGCUUAAGCCCCGACCCCUGCAGCCCCCCCAGGAAGCUUCUGUGGACUCAUCCAGUAGACUGACUCAAAGGAGGCACACCUGGAGCAGGCUCUACAUGGAAGGCCUCAAGCAGUCAUCAGUCAGCCGGCCAUCCUCGGCAGCUACAACCCCAACAGCUACAGCUUCCAUGUCCAAAAGCCUUGGGGAUCUGACCUCUGAUGACAUUUCCUGUAAUUUUGACAGUAAGUACCGCAGCAUCAGCCGCAGCUUCAUUGUUAGGCCAACCAGGGACCAGCUACGCAAGGGGACCCCACACAAGUCUCGUCCAUCCAGCAACCUGACAGAGCAACUACGGAAGCUUACUGAUGUGGAGCCCCUGAGUGCUAGUGACUUCGCCCCAGAAAACAGGCCUAAAGAGUCACAAGAGGAGUCUGUGGAUGAGACUCUGGUGCGAAGGACCUCCUCAAGGAGUCAAAGCAGGGUGCGGUACAUUGCAAACAGGGCUAAGAAGGCCCAAGAAAGGCAGAGGCUCCAGGGCCUGGUCCAGGGCAGAAGUGCAAGCUUUAGCCUCGCUGGUAGCAUUGGCAGUGGAAGUAGUGCUAGCCCCAUUGAGGAGCGGGGGAACCCCGAAGGGGCGUGUUGCGUGGCCCGCAGUCCCUGCACCAGCCUGGACCUACUGAGUCAGCUCACCCCCCUAGGAUCCCCCUCUCCCAGACAGUCCCAGUCCUCCCCAGACCCUGAAAACAGUGAAGUCUUUUUCAUGCUCAAACUCUAACUGGUUGACUUGGAACUGAGUGUGAGAGACACAGCUAGAAACUUGCUUGGAAUACAGUCCAGUUUUUCUCAAGUUUUUAGAAAAAUGUGCAUAUCUUGCAGAAUGUCUCACAGAAAACUGGUUCAUAAUGCAUAUUAUUUUAACAUCUCACAGAACACUGACAUCUACUGAAUUAGUAACCCACGAACGAUCAAUUCCUCAUCUUGAGUUUGUGCAAGAUCCAUUUUAUAACCUGUGCAUCCAGAAAACAUUGUCUUGAAGCUAAUGGAGAGUUCUUAAAAAAAACUACUACAGCUGUGUCAUCUCUUUGCACCAAAUGUUAGAUAUUUGCCAGAAUGUAUUUAGUCAUCAGGAGUUUUUAUAUGGCUGUUUAAGUAGACUGUGAUCUGCUCUCAUGUUUGAGAAUUUUUUGAAAACUUUACCUGAGCAUACAGUAGCAAUAGAUCACAACUAGAGGACGGGAUUUUAAAUGAUCCAUUCUUUUUAUUUACUUGAACUGUAAUGACAAUUGUAAUUUAACCAAGUUGAAAAUGAAUAUGUCAAAGCGUUAUUAUCAUCCCAUCUACUUGCAAUAUUUUGAAAAUGAUGGCAUGGUAUCAUAUUGAAGAUAAUGUAGAGUUUGAUGCUAAAAGCUGCAGUUUGUCUCAUGUCUUUAAAAAAAUGGAAAGGAAUUAUUCCUACAAUGCAGGACAAAAUUUUUAGUAUUCUUUGUGUAGUGGUUAUAUUGUAAUUUGACCAAGCUGCCAAUAUUUUGCUAACCUUCUGAUCUGUGGCAUGUCACAGUACUGAGAUCCUGUACUUUAAAGCAGUGGUAGAUUACUCCACACAAAGUUUACCCCUUUUUAGUUGACUGCAUGUCUUUUAUGCACUGUAAUGUUUAUCCUACGACUGUGUUUUAUUUUACAAAAACUUUUUUAUGAAGAUUUAUUAAUAUUCCAAAGCUCCUUUUUUGGAUCGUCUUAUGGUGGUCACGAGAGAAUCAUGUCUGAAAACCUGUGUUCACAUCAGUCCGUAGUACAAAAACAAAAUGGAAAUGAUCUGUAUCAAAGCACGUUUAUUUGUCGACCUGCUGUAUUGUUUGCACUGCCAUGCCAGUUCUUUGUGCAAGAUUUUAGGGAUAAUAUUUAAUUCAAACUAUGUGUAAUUAUGACCUGAAUAAAUCUCAAAUUAAUAUUA